AUGUCACCGCACAUGAGAUUCAGUACGGCCGGCGAUCCAGCUUCGCUGGCCGAAGUAUGCAAACUGGCCUGGCACACGUUCUACGGCAUGCAGAAGGCGUCCGAAGAUUUUGAAAACCUACGGUUCGAAGUCUGGACCAUCGCCAUCAGUCUCGACUCACUACACAGCGUCGGCACCACCCCCGUACUCAUCGACCGACAGCCAGACCGAGCACGGUGGGCGUUGACAUUUUCCAAGAUUCUGGCCUCGUUGGCAUCUGCUCUCCGACCUCUCCACAGUUUGGUCCGACUCUAUCUUUCCAGUCCGGCCAAAGAUCGAGCAUCCAUCAAGAAUUGGCUACUCCAUUCAGACUCUACGUUUGAGGGGCUCACCAUCCAGGACUUUCGACGGAAACUAUCCAUGCUUGUCGAGAGUCUCAACGUCUUUCUUUCAUGUCUGACCCACGCCGAACUGGCCCGAGCCAAAAAUGCCUCAGAGUCAGAAGAGUUUCGAGUCCUGUCCGAAGUCACGAGAAACGUGAUGCACAAAUGGGACCACGAAAUGGCCUCAGGCAUUCGGCGGCCGACAGAAAGACCGCCUCAACUGAUCGAGGCGCCAGGAUACGUCAAUGACGACGUCAAAAGCUACAUGAUGCCGCUGCUGAACGGGGGUGUUGCCGGUUUCGGGCUUGGGAUGCAGAGUCCCAAGGUGCAGCCGCCCACCAUACGGCAACAACAUAGCAACGAAGUUUCAUCUCCAUCUCCAUCCCAAAAAGCCACCGUGCCGAACCUGGAAGGUAUCGAACAUGGUUUCCGUAACCACAUGCACGCAAUGCGGCGGAUCCGGGAGCAGCUCCGGCAGCAGAAGAUCAACAACAACCACCUAUCGACGCAACGAUCGACCCAUUUCCCGGAAGUGUUACGAAGUGCUAACGACAAAAGUCCUGGUCUCCCCGCCCAGCUUCCACCCACGCCGAACACGCCGACGCUGCACCGUGAACUCACGGACUCAACACAAUCAUCAUCGGACUUUUCAGGUGACUACGCCGACGCCUCGAGCAACAAUGGCAGUUCGGAAGCCGACAGUGUCAUUUCCAACUACCAUCCCGAGGAGACAAAGCCGAUUUUUACGGUCCAACCACCCUCGACCUUGACCUCAGGACCUCCUCGCAAGCGGAAGAGGCAGGCCCAGUUCCGGUUCAAGACGGGGCUGGAGGACGAGCAGACACACUCGCACCUCAGCGACGGUUCGGGCUCGGGCUCGGGCUCGGGCUCAGACGAUGGCCGCGUCAGUCACUCGCAGCCCAAAACGGCGCUGCAACAGUUGUUGACUACAGUGUUGUUUUUCGACCAAUGA
This is a messenger RNA of Capronia epimyces CBS 606.96, 1335 nucleotides long. RefSeq lists its product as uncharacterized. Lineage: Eukaryota; Fungi; Ascomycota; Eurotiomycetes; Chaetothyriales; Herpotrichiellaceae. Bases 1 to 1335 code for a protein of 444 amino acids. The record is from RefSeq and is a predicted model, not a curated record. The transcript has a single exon.